UUAGAUCAUACCAACUCCUGUUGUUGAGAUCGUCGCUCCUGCUCGGGAUACCACCCACCUACGCUGCAAGUGACAUAAAAGUUGCGCGGUUGCACGAGAUCAUUGUGGGUGUGAAAGGAUUUUCAUAUCAGACAUUUCCCACCCGCUGUCGUGUAUAGUUUGCUCUGCGAUAGCGCAGCCAUGCUUCUGUUUAUUGUGCGUCGCGUCGCGGGGUGAUAAAAAUCGUCAGAACAAUACAUAUUAUGGAAAAGCAUUAAAACCGUUAGAAACCGUUUCCAACAGUUUUCUUCCGAAAAUGUGCACCUGUUUUUGGACUGGAACUUGAGCAAAACGGCGAAAUAAAAAUGGUGUGUUCGAAGAAAAGUGUUCGCGUGCAGAAAAAUAGAUCCCCGGAACGGUCGGUGUAGCUAAAUUGUGUUUAAUUAUAAAUCAGCUCUAGGUUUGGGCUGCCAGGAUCAACAGCCAGUCCAAAACGAGCGAAGAAGGGCACGACUAAGUGCAAAACAAGUAGCUUUGGCGUCCCAAGCAGGCACUGGGUUUCGGAUUUCGUCGAAGGCCACCCCGGCCUAAUUGCGCUCGAACAUGGUUCUACCAUCAUGGUCCAUCAGCAGCACAAUAGUCAGUGGGACCGGUGGCCGAUGGGCAGUGGGAACACUCAUUCUAACGCAUCUGAUUGCGUACAACGAGACUGGCGGCCCUGGGAUGAUGAUUGGAACUGCCAUCGCCGCAGUAUUGGCCAUUUUCUCCGGCGUGUGCAAGUCCAGUGUCAAAUCGCUGCAGAUGUAUUACAUUCGAACCACCCACCGGGCGGAUUAUUUCUGCCUGUUCCUGGCCAAGUGGAUGGACAUCCUGGCACUGUUUUCCGCGUGUGCAAUGCUCGUGAGGACUCUGAGCUCGUCGCUCGAUGCCAUGACCGGAGGUCUAGCGAGGAUGUACAUUUUGGGUCGCAACUCGCCGGCUAAUGAACCGUGGCCCGACGUGAUUGGGGUGGUGGUGAUUUUUCUCCUCACCGGGAUGUUUAUGCUGGGACUGGAGAAUACGAAAAUCUUCAGCUUUCUUAUGGUGACCGGAGUGGUGUCAUUUGCUUCGGUUAUUGGAGUCGUGGCAGGGUGGCGUGGAAAUUUCGAGCUUUUCGACAGUGAGGCAAUUCUUCCAAAAGGAGUCGUUGGACUUCUUUCCGGUGCGGCGCUAUCAAGUUUCAGCUUCUCGAAUGACCUCCUUAAUGGCAAUUACUGCAAACGACUUGUGGGAUUAGUCAUUAUCCUGGCGGUCUUGCUGUCCAACGAAUUGAUUGGAGCGUGCUUAACUGCUGUAAUAAAAUUUAGUACUACACAUGAGUAUGAAGCGGUGCCAGUGUUGGCGAUCUUAGAGAAUAAAGACUUCCACAAAGCGAUUCCAGCGGUGGCCUGUUUGCUGGUGCUGACCUGUUCCGGUGCGCUUCUGGAACUGUUUCCGGAAAUGUUCUACCAGAUCGUGCAGCUGACCACGUCCGACUGGAAAAUACUUGCCAAGCAGAUCGGGUACGAGAACAGAGACAGCGGAAGUCCUAUACUGGCGGUGUUCACCGGUGGGAGUUUGUGCGCGAUGUUGGCGUUUGCUUGCCCGAUGGAGAACUUGACCUAUAUUCUGGCGGCAAGCCAUCUGAUGGCCACUAUUCUGAGGGCAUUCUAUCUGCUGUAUAUUCCAUUCCGACCGCAAUACAUGGAACAACAAAAUGAUUCCUCUCUGGCGUACAGUAGGCUGAACGCUUCGCCAAAACCCGUUCCGUCGCAGUCCGGCUUAAUCAAAACGAAAAAAGCCGUCUGGUUUUUACGGAAGCCAUCGGCAGCUUCCAUCGCCCAUCACGUGCUCCAAACCAAUCGAGCCAACAAGAAUGGUCCCCGCGAGGAGCACGAACGUGAGUGGUUACUACUGGGAGAACCUCCAUCUCCAAAAGCUCCGGACAGUCCACCCAACAACGUGGAAUCGACCGUUUUGUCGGACCAGGUUUCCGACAUUGAGUGUAUCGCCCUGGCCAAACCGGAAAACACGGAUAGCGACGAGGAGAGCAGCACCGACAUUGAUGCCAUCGUUGAUGAGUACCGACAGAAGGUCAAGGUUUCGGCGGCUGGUCCGCUGGACAACAAUACGCUGAGGCUUCCUACGGCGAGCAGCUGGAAGUUGACCGUACUGUUUAUUGGGUUUAUUGUGACGGGGAGUGUGCUGACGUCAACUGGGCUUAUGCUGUGGGAGACGAAUACAAUUAUCGUUGGAGUCAAUCUGGUCUUCAUUCCGUCCGCCAUUCUGAUGCUAUUUCCUAAGUAUGAUCAGACUACUUCAACGACACCAGCGACCCUCAUUUGUACGAUUACGCUUUUGGGGUCGACCAUCUUAUAUUCAGCAUCGUUCCUCCAGUCAUGGCCAGCUUUGCUAUUGUGGUUUUUAGCAGGUCUCUUCCUAUUCAUCCGGUGCGAUACGUGGUGCUGUCUCUGCCUGGAGCGUCCCCCGUCUACGCAGACUCUGAUUGCCAGCGUGUCCGGAACCAGGACUACCAUCCGUGUGCCACGGCCCCCAAAAGGAUCUAUCAUUCCUUCGCGCAUUGCAGGGCACAGCUGACACCCGUCGGACAGUUCGGAAAGCGAAUUGUUCGACGAAGAGGACACGGUUGAGGAGUGGACCGAUUGAUGGGUCUAAAAGGGGAGACGCUGCCCAUCGACGAUUUUCGGGAUGCGCAUCGAAGUAAAAUUAAAAAAAAAAAAAUCUGAUUGUUGAGUGAAUAUUUUUUGUACUAUUGACCCCGAUAAACAAUCAUCGUUGCUCCAAGAACCGAAAAAAACAGAUAUGUGUGAUUUUACAAUAGUAUAUGAGGAGGAAUCAAAAAUGUUAUAUGUAAAUCUUUCAAUGUGAUAAUGAAUGUGGAUUUAGGAAACACAUGAGACCGAUUGAAUUCAAUUAGAAACUUAGAUAUAACUCUGUCUUUAAUGUCAAUUUGAACGAAAAAUGUGUAAACUAAAAACUGUUGGAACACAUCUACUAUAUAAAAGGUAUAAUUUGUGAGUAAUCGAAACAAGCAAUCACUGUACCGGAAAGUAUUAAAAAGGUCAACGAUUGUGGUUUGACCUAAGAGUGUUGUUUAAUUCUAAAGUGCAAUAAUAACAAAACAGACGAUACCAAAGCAUAAUCCAAGACAAAUUAGUCAUCAGUAGCAUUUUCACAAAGCAUUCUACAUUUGGUUUUCGAAAAACAACAAAACAUAAAGUCUUUCUUUGACAUCUCAGAACUUCUAUGGUGGGAGAAAAAGAGAAUUUGACGAACUCAGAAACAAAACAAAAUCUAAUCGUGUUUUCACACGCUUUUAUGAAAUUCUGAUGAUAGUCUAAAAAACAAAACUAAUACCACUUAAAUGAAUGAAUAAUUAUUAUUUUUGAGGCGUUUUUGCAAAAAAUAGAUUCAAUAAAUAAAAUAGAUUCACAUAAGCUUACUUCUGAUAGAAAAAGUAAAAGCUUCUCUUUGCAGAUCUUAUUAUUUUGACUAGGGUCAAAAACAUUAAUUAAAUAAUUUAAUAACUUUAGCAAGCAUCCAGGUCUCUAGCAUCGUCCAGGUCUCGUGUCCGUAGAGAACUACCGGUCCUAUAAGCGUUUUGUAGAUAGUUAGUUUGGUACGGCGGCGAACUCUAUUCGAUCGGAGCGUCUUGCCAAAUAUAUUAUAUUAACAAUAUGGUUCACUUCGAGUUUUUCCAUACAACGAAAUGGCGAACAAUUUGCCGGUGAUAACAACAUCAUCUAGCGAGCAAAGAGGAAUCUAAACAUGUUUUUUUUCUAGCUUGUGCUGGAAAACCCUCCUGCCAUCUUCCGGUGAGUAGUCAUACAGUUGUUCGAUGCCAUUUUACAGUGUGGGGAUGUCCAUACAUUUUUCAAUAAAUCGAUUACCGGAAUAUCGACUUUGUUAAAUGCAAACACUACUGUAAAUAUUUCGAUGAAGCAGUGCAAAGCAGACAAACUACACCUUUGCUUCAAUCGUUCAAACUGUGAAAGCCGUUCCGCAAACAUUAAAAUGAUUGUUCCACUGUAAACAUUUCUAUCAUUUUCUUCAGCAAGAAAUUUGAUUAAUUCUUUCUGAAUAUUAUCGAUAUUAUUCCAAUGCAUCAUUCUUCUUCCUCUUCGGUGUUCUAAAUUCCUACUGGAACUUAACACCUGCGUUUCAACUUAUUAUGAAUUGAAAACUUUUUGCUGCCCACCAUUGAUUGAAUGAAUAUGUAUCUUGAGUGGAAAGCCAUGAAGAUGACACUCAUCCGAUUGCGUUUUGUUAUGUUGCGCUUAUCAUAAUGGGACCCAUUAUAUGGGUAUGAUUAUAUGGUUACAUUUAGACAUGGAAAGUGAAUUGAGCAAGUCGCUUGGAUUAAACGCGUCCAAACACCUUUGCUCAACUCACUUGAACGGACAGUAAGUUGAACAUGUUCAACUCUUGGCAAGUAAAUUGCAUUAAACUAAGCUGUUCAAUUCACUUGCCCUUUCAAAACGUAGCAUUACGGUGAGAUAUUUCGGCUAAACUUAAUUACGCCUAUUUUAUUGUGCUUUCUCGAUUCCGUAUCCAAUAUCAGAUAUUUUUUGGGAUUUAAUAGAUUAUUUUUCGAUACUUUCGCAAGAAAAACUAGUUGAACGUACCCGACCUUGCUCGGGAUUAUACUACAGUCGCUCUCCACAUCUCGAUAUUGAAGGGACCAUCGAGAUAGGGAGAGAUCGAAGAAUGGAAGGAAAGUUUAAAUGGGUACUAGAUCCAAAACAGCUUGUUGCUAUGAAAAACGACAACAAAACAAAUAUCAUUGCUUAUUGUUGAUCUGUAUUGUUAUCGUCCAAAUAUGGUCUAGUAGUCUAAAAAUUUGAACAUAUCGACAUAAGGAGAGUGAAUCCAGAACAAAAUACGAUUACCGUGGGGCAUCGAAAUCCGUACACUUAAGCACCUUCGUAUAUGAAAAAGUCAUUAGAAAAUAGGAAUCGAAUGUAAAUAAAACGUUUGUCAUUGACACAGGCGCAUGAAGGCUUUUACUUUUGAAGUGUUUCACAUUUACUCAUUAAAAACUACGAAAAACAUGAUAAAAUAAUGAAUUAAAUCAACUACUCCUGACUCGAAAUCCGUCCACCGUGGACGGAUUUCGAAUCAAAGGAUCAAAAUCCGUACAGCUAUUUCUUAACUAAAUAUUUAAAUUGAAACAACCUGAUUGACUAAACUACCACUGUAAAUAGUUCGAUAUGCACCUUGAGAAGCGAUCCUGUCGAUUUGUAUUCCGCUUAUCUUAUGUAAUUAUUUGCAAUUAGCAAUAGAACACAGUUACUUUUGGUGCAAUUAUGCUGUACCCGAAAACAAGAUGGCGGCACAAACUCCGCGUUUGGUGGGUGUAGAUUAGUUUUUGAUUUUUGUGGUUUUAAUUUCAAAGCCUUCUUUCCAAUUCUAUGCCCUAAAAGCUUACUGUCAAGUAUCUGAACAGAAUAAGAUUAAUUAUUCCUACAUUAAUUACCUUUAACCUCUCUUAAUUUAUUGAUAUCUCAUGAGGUGGACGGAUUUCGGUCCCGCACGGUACAACACAUCGGGAUAGAAAGAUUUCAAGAUAGGGAAGCUAUCGAGAUGUAGAAAGCCAAAAUGUAUGUAGAUUGAAGAGACCGAGGAAACCAUCAACAUAGGGAGAGAUAUCGAGAUAUAGAGCAUCGAGAUUUACAGAGUCAACUAUAUUUUGCAUUCUUACUGUCAAUUGUUGAGUUCAUUCAGCGCCGCACUCUAGAUCAUUUUUAGCGCGAUCGUAUUGGGUUUCCUUACAACUCGCAUCAAAAUUGUAUUUUCACAAUUUCUCAACUUUCACCUCAAAAUUUAGUGAUAUUUUAUAACACAGCAGUCCUCAAGAUGAAUCGAUUAAUGAGAAACCCGUACAGAUCGGUCAACCCGUUCGUGAGUUAUAUUGCCUCAAAGGAAAUGCAAACUCAUUUUUAUAUAGAGAGAUUGUACCACAAACGUAAUUAUGUUUGAAUUGUAUUUAUAUCAGACUCUCAUAUCGGGCAGUUUGUUCACAAAAGUACGUUUCUCUCUGUCAAAUCAUAUUCACAAAUUGAUAACAAUUUGCAUUUGCAAUUAUGCAUGCGAGUUAAUUUGAAAAGAAAUCAUCAUUAAUUUUAUAAAAUCAAGAUAAUUCAACGCGGUGUGUGACAAAAAAAAAUGAGCAUCGCUAAUACUUUCACUACGUGAAAAUAUAGCUCUUAUGGGCCAAACACAUGGGAAAACUGUCAAAACGCACGCAAACGUGUCCAUUGUGUUUGACCCUUUAAGCUUUCAUUUCGUGACUAUUUAAAAAAAAUCUACCGAGGGGUCCCAACCACCUUUUUUUCCCUUAAACGGAACCUUUUAGUUGUAAAACAGUCUAUUAUUUACCACGUCACUACUAAAUGAGUUUCCUCGAUUUUUUUCUUCCAAUCGUCAUAUAAAAAAUUAAGGAGGAAUCGAUUAUUACCAAGUUAUAGUCUAAAUAACUUGUUUAUUGAAGCUCAAGCGUCAAAGAGCAUAACGAAGCCAAACUCGAUAAAUGUAUGAAAUCCUCUGAAAAUAGCUGAGAAACGCUUGGAUGGAGAUUAUGCACUGGUUCGAUAUCUUUUUUACAUAUAUACCCAAUUCUUUCUCAACACCUGCCAAAAUUGAAACUUGUUAUGCGAAUGAAUAAGUUUAACUGGUGUCAUAAAAUUAUUCAAAACGAUUGAUCAUGCUAAACAAUAAUCUACCAUAGUAAUAUAAAAGCCUUCCUUAGCCAUGCGGUGAUAUCCCAAGCAACAUUACAAGUUUUAUUCCGUUCUAGGGAUGGUUUUCAAAUAUCAAUUUAAAAUAAUUGUAACAGCAAUAUCCCUUUCCCCCCUAAAUAUAUUGAUAUUUCUCCCUAAUAUAUUUAUAAUGCAAAUCAACUACCAAAAAAGUGUUUUACGUGGUGAAAAUAUUGUCUAAUCAUGAAUUAUUGGAACGAUUAAUUGAGAUGCGGUUUACACUGAGUGAAAGCUGUUAGUAUUCCAUUUAGCUAUGUAGGUUUUCUUUUAACCUGCGCUUGAUGGGGAAACGUCAUUAACAGUACAACGAAAAAAUAAUUUUCUCCAUACUAAUUUGCAUGCAAACUUGAAACGGCUUGUGCUAAAUCAGUUUUAAUCCAAAUGAGCUCAAAUUUUCAGGGGAAACUCAGAACAUGGUAAAGAAUCAGAUGAGCAUUGUUGAUCAAAAUCAAUGUUUUGAACCACCCUAAUGCUCAUCUCACAAGUAGGUAAAAUAUUUUGUUACGUUACAUUUUCAAAAAUCCUUAAGUCUUGAAUGUCGAAAUUCCAUCGUUUUCCGAGCUCAAACAAUCAUUUUGUAAACUCUUAUGCAUCUAUAUAUCUAUAAAUCAUAAAUCUAUAAAUCUCUACGAAUUUUGCUAAUUUACAUUUAAAUUCAAAAAGUGUAACAAAACAUAAGUAAAUUGAUCAGGGUCACUUCCUUGCUGUUAAAAAAUACCAGUGAGUUUAACCAUUGCCUAGCGGUAAUGUUUGCUAGCCAAAUGUUGAAUUCAAUAAAUUCGGCUCCGUAAGUGUGUGUGUAUAACGAUCGUCAUAUGUUGGGUAGUUUAAUUAUAAUGUGUAUCGUGUAUCGUGGCGCCACAUGUGGGGUCGCCAGAAUUUCGUGAGAGUGAAUCAUAUUGUUAAUAUAUUAUGCAUCUCGAGAUAAAAUAGAAUACUGCGGCUUCCUGCUGGUUGCUUCUCAGGUAAUCGCAACGGUCACUAAACACAACAGUGUCAAUGAAAAUCUCACCCACUGUAUGCACUUGCCAUGAUAGACACUCUCCAUGUACUCAGUGACUCCGGUUGCCUCUCACUAAUACAAUCGAAAACUGUUGUCAUUUCGCGAAAAGCACGUGGUUUUGUUUUGAGCGGGAAAAUUUUGCCUAUCUUUUAACACGGCGGCUAUCUUGACGUUUACCUUCACAGUCGAGCCUGCGAGUGUAAGACCGCCGCAGCAUUCUAGAAAAAGAUUAGCACGACAAUAGUACAUUUGAUAAAAGUGUUGCAGUCAAAUGAGCAAACAGCAACAUGGUGUGCGAAACAGAGAGCGAGUAGGUGCACCGGUAUGGUCCCGCCGGAUACAGUUCAACGAGCUAUACUGCCGCUAACCGCAAGUCGAGCACAUCUGUAUAUGGAGCCCCAUAUACAGAUGUGCUCGACUUGCGGUUAGCGGCAGUAUAUCAAAUUUAUUAUACAUUUCCGCAAAAAUAUGCCUACUACACUUCUGCUACAACAUUUGAUUUUCCAUUUGCAUUCGAUUAAACAUAAUCGAUUAAGUUUGCAAAAAAAACAUCAAGCAUCCCUAUUUUUUUUCAUGAUGACAUUUGUUGUUUGUUGGCUUUGUUGUUUUUCAGCCGGCCGAUCUCCUCCUGGAUUUCCUGGAGAUUCGGAGCCGGAAGUCGCAUGUCCUGCGCGCGUGCUCCUAGAUUCAUUACCAUACCGCCACCGUUGUCUGCCAUAUCGCCAUUCAGGUAGUUAUACUUUGUAGUGUUGCCACCACCUUUGGAUCACCUCACGCUCGUUUGUAAGAAGGUUCCCGUUGAUGUCCCUACACAUAUCGGGCUGUGGCACGUGGCCCUUACGUGAACGGUUCAACGUCUCAUAGAACUUUCGUGCGUUAUUAGCGCGGUACAGUUCCUCCGUCUCUUCACGGUCUCGAUCUUCCUGCUGGCGCUUUUUCCUCCGGAAAAUCGAGUUUUGUCUGUUCCGCGCCCGUUUGUAUCGUGCCUCGUUCGCCCUCGUGCGGUGUUGCAGAAAUCUCGCCCAUGCUGCAUUCUUCUCCUCAACUAACUGCUCACAUUCGCCGUCAUACCAGUCGUUUCUCUGAUCCGGAGCCACCGUGCCUAGUGCAACGGUUGCGGUGCUUCCAAUGGCGGAUCGAAUAUCUCUCCAGCCAUCUUCAAGAGAUGCUGUGCCUAGCUGCUCUUCCGUUGGGAGUGCCACUUCCAACUGCUGCGCGUAGUCUUGGGCUAGUCUAUCGUCUUGUAGCCGCCCAAUGUUUAGCCGUGGCGGACGACUCCGACGCGUGUUGAUCACCGUCGAGAGUUUUGAGCGCAGACAUACUGCAACGAGGUAGUGGUCGGAUUCAAUAUUCGCACUGCGGCAAGUGCGUACGUUCGUGAUGUCGGAGAAGAAUUUACCGUCGAUUAGAACGUGGUCGAUUUGGUUUUCCGUUACUUGAUUAGGUGAUUUCCAUGUGGCCUUGUGGAUAUUCUUACGGGGGAAGAAAGUGCUUCGGACUACCAUUCCGCGGGAGGCUGCAAAGUUUAUGCAUCGUUGGCCGUUGUCGUUCGAUACGGUAUGCAGACUAUCCGGCCCGAUUACCGGUCUAUACAUUUCCUCCCUUCCUACCUGAGCGUUCAUGUCACCGAUGACGAUUUUGACGUCCCGCAGUGGGCAUCCAUCGUAUGUCUGCUCCAGCUGCGCAUAGAACGCUUCUUUCUCGUCGUCGGAUCUCCCUUCGUGUGGGCAGUGCACGUUGAUGAUGCUAUAAUUGAAGAAACGGCCUUUUAUCCUCAGCUUGCACAUCCUUGCGUUGAUUGGCUGCCACCCAAUCACGCGUUGGCGCAUCUUUCCCAGCACUAUGAAGCCGGUUCCCAGCUCGUUGGUGGUGCCACAGCUUUGGUAGAAGGUAGCCGCUCGAUGCCCGCUUUUCCACACUUUCUGUCCUGUCCAGCAGAUUUCCUGCAGCGCUACGACAUCGAAGUUGCGGGGAUGUAAUUCAUCGUAGAUUAUCCUGUCGCAACCUGCGAAGCCUAGCGACUUGCAGUUCCAUGUUCCAAGCUUCCAAUCGUGAUCCUUUAUUCGUCGCCUAGGUCUUUGCCGAUUAUAUCGAGUUGCAUUAUCUCUUAUAUUGUUCGUAAUUAUUGGUUUUCCAGGCGGCUUAUUGGGCCUGCGCAAACCUCCUGUCUCGUCGGAGGGCCGUCGUGUCAGGACUGUUUAGCGUCCCACCUAACACCAGGACUUGGGCUUGUGCGCUUUGAGCGGCACACGGUCGCUUUGGCGGAGCCUACUUGCGGAUUCAUGCAGCUUUUUAUAGAGGUUUAACAGGGCCCACUGUCAAACCCCACCACAUCCUAGGCAGACGCCACAACUCACAGAUGGCCUGGGGAGGGAUCGUCAAGCCCUUUGACAUAGUCCCUGCUGCUGUAGCUCAUUUUAUGACAAGUCCAUCGCUAAUUUAAUAAAAGUUAUCAUCAUGCUCCGGAGUCCGGUAAAAACAUCGCAAGUUUAAUACCAUGUUUAUUUAUUGCAAAAAAAAAUCACGCCGACUUGGUAAGCUGGUCCAUUUUCAAUCUGAAACUUAAACAAAUUCAUCUCAUAUCAAGUGAAAAAAAAUAGUGAAGUACCAAAUUCGUCCGGUAGUUUAUUUUUGCUAAAAUCCAUAGUUACUGCUAAAAAGUCAUAAAAAUAAUAAACUUGCACAUUCCCUUCUUAUACUUUGAUUUUAAUAGGAUGACUAUGCGAGGAAAACCACGGAAAUGUAAUCCCACUUAGUUCAAAGAUUAAAGAUUCGAGGGAAAAACUCUCACAAAAAAGCGGCCUUUCCGUAGCGCAGAGUAUUUAAAAUCUUAUUGACAGAGAACAUUAUUUUUAAAGAGUUGUAGCUAGAACCGCAAUUUGCAGUGCAACAGCAGAUUUUAGUAUAUAUUCGCAAAAUGCUUGCAGUUUUAACCAUAGAUAGCGUAAA
Molecule: messenger RNA, 10728 nt
Organism: Armigeres subalbatus
Lineage: Eukaryota; Metazoa; Arthropoda; Insecta; Diptera; Culicidae
Gene: tadr
Product: solute carrier family 7 member 14
Exons: 10
Coding region: 583-2595 (670 amino acids)
Biological process (GO): L-arginine import across plasma membrane; L-ornithine transmembrane transport
Cellular component (GO): plasma membrane
Molecular function (GO): L-lysine transmembrane transporter activity; L-ornithine transmembrane transporter activity; L-arginine transmembrane transporter activity
Source: RefSeq, a predicted model, not a curated record